UUUAAAAAGAGAAAAAAACACACACAAAAAAGAAUCAAGAAAAAUAUAAUUUUCACUUGUGUUUUAAUUUCGUAUUUAUCUUUGGAUAACAAAUUGUUUCGAAAUUAAAAAAGAAAUUUUUAAACGCCGGCCAUAUUUUCAGUUAGAUUCAUUUAAAAAAAUAUCAUUUCAAUUAAACAAAAGCAAUGAGCACAAGUGGAGACUCAUUGAACAAUGUACCCUACAUCGGGGAUUAUAUGGUCAAGGAUGAAGAUGAAGAUGGAUCUGAUGACUCUGGAAAACAUUCAAACCCCUUUAUGCUCCGUGAGCAAGAUAGGUUUCUUCCAAUUUGUAACAUCAUCAAAAUCAUGAAAAUGCCCGUCCCAUCGAAUGGAAAAAUCGCUAAAGAUGCACGCGAAUGCAUUCAGGAAUGUGUUUCCGAGUUCAUAUCAUUCAUCACUUCCGAAGCCAUCGAAAGGAGUAUCUCGGAGAAUCGUAAGACUGUCAAUGGAGACGAUUUGAUCUACGCUUUUGCCACCUUGGGCUUUGACAACUAUGUUGAGCCAUUGUCGUUGUAUCUGCAUAAAUUUAGAGAGUCAACAAAAUCCGAUCGUAACAUUGCUUAUGGUGAGUCUGUGUUAUUUGAUGAAUCAGAUGAUUUUCGCAAUCGUAAGCCUUAGCUUCAAUCGUUGGUUUGAAGUUUUGAUUAUAUGUCCGCUAUUAUUUUAAGAUAAAACCAAAAUAGAUUAAGUAAAAACCAAUUAAUAAAACUUUUGAGGCAUCACAACCAAUACAAAAUAUACUUUACCAAGCAAAAACCCACCCAUAACAUGGAAAUUAUAUCGACAGAGGCACUUUGUUACACAAAAGUGUUGGCAGAAUAAACCAUAAAAAGGUGCGAGUUAAUUUUAAAUUGAACAAAAUAUAAUAAGCAUCUCGAAAGCAAUAAAAAAAACUAACAUUUUAUUUAUUUUUAAAUAAAUAAACGUCUUUGUUUUGUUUAAUAAAGUUUGUUGGCCUUGGUGGUAGGGUCUCGAUGCCAACUGGGUCAACUUAAAAUAUUAUUUUGAAACCCUUAUAUAACCCUCGUGUGGAGGUAUGUUAAAAAAAAUCCUCAAACUCCCUGUAUUUCUGAUCUAGGGGUCUAUUACGUAAUACGAAACGAACGGCAAGUCGACGAUAAUGAAGUAAACGAUAUUCACGACAAAGAGCGAUUAUGUAAUACGAGAAAUUCGUUUGGCCAAACUAAACCCAAACAAAUAUUUUUUUUGAGGCUCUCAUGAAUUCUACCAGCAAACGCAAUAAUAUUAUGACAGCUAAACAAAAACGAAAGUUAAAUGAUAGGUAAAUGGCAGUCGUAAAGAUUAGCGAUUAUCGUUGAAGUAAAACGAUUAUCGUAAUACCUAGUCGCAUUGCAAAGAAAACGAAGUAGUUUCAACGAUAAUCGUUUUACAAAAUAGGGCCCCUGUAUCUAAACCGAAAGUAACUUUGUUAACGAGCCAUCAUAACGGAGUAGUGCUUCCGGUGUUAAAAGUUUACAUACUUCACCACAUUUGUAGGAUAACUUUGUUGAAUUAGAAUAACGAAGAUCCGAGAAAACCUACAGAUAGAGCACUUAGUAUUUUUGUGUGCAAAGGAAAUACCAUGAUAAUCCCUUCUAAAAGCAAUAUCAUAUAUACAUACCAUUACGUUAGGUAUCAUUUGUAUGAAGCAGAUACAUGGGCGAGUUAUAAUCUCGACAUGAAGAUCACAAUAUCAUAGAUCAUAACAUAAUUAGUUAAAAACAUCUGAUAUUUAUGUUAAUUUCCGUUGGAAGCAGGGAUUUUUGUAUCAGAUCCAAUGAACUCUCGUGUCAAAUGGAUAUUGCCAAGAGAUUUUGUAUAAUUCGUAAUUGUCAUGCUUACGCUACAUCAGCAACAUUUACCAUACCAACGAAACCCAAAACCAAUAGAUAAGCCUCGUUGAAUCUAGGGAAACGUUGGUUUUGGUUGAAAUAAUUCAGAAAUGCUUAAAUGUUUUCAGUGAAAUCCAAUGGGACGGACUCUUUGGAAGUCUUUGAUAUAGCUGUGGAAAAACUCACAAACUGCUAUUUAAACCUAAUGUAGUUAGCGAGUUUUUCCUUUCAAUCGACGCAGCGAAACGAUUUUUUUUUUAUCAAAUAGAAAUUGAGAUACUAUUUUCCCCGUAUUUUCUUUUUUGUUUUUGUUAGAACAAAAAUAUAAUUGAUUUUUUGUAUAUAAUAAUUAAAUCAUGGUAAAAUGCCUCUUUAGAGUCGUUGUCUCUCUCACUUUUAAAAGGAAAGAAAGCCCGUCUAGGUUUUCUUCAUUAGUUUGGCUGAUAACCCCUGCAAUGGUUAAAUAUUAUCGUGCGUGUUAUUGCACUGCACUGUAAAUUAUGACUCUAGUAGAUGUAAGUUUAUUUUUGAAAGUUCGUGUGCUAGUAAGGGCCGGUUAAUUCACACUCGAUUAUCUUUUAAUCAAGGAUUUUUCUAUGGAAUAAUCCUUGAUUAAAAGAUAAUCGACUGUAAACAAACAAGCCCUAAGUAUAUCAAAAUAAUCUCAUUUCAUUUCAGAGCUAGGAUUCUCCUCAAAAAAGAAAUUCUUUUCACAAAUUUCUAAAAUAUGAAAACAAUACUUUAAUAAAUAUUACCGCGGGCGGGUAAGUAUUGGCGUUCUCUUAUAAGUUGCUCACCUGAAAAAAAAAAUUAAAUAUACAGUUCUAAGUUGCCAUAGAACAAUAUUAAUCCAGUCAAAUAAGGGUUUAACCUCUGAAUGAAUGUUAGUAGAAAUUUUUUUUGCUCAAUAUCUUCCUUUUGCCAUUCUAUAACAUAUCUCAAAAGUCUAGAAAAAUCUCAUGUCCGCUUGUCGCGAUUUCAAGGUCAAAUCGUGAAAUGGAGAUUUUCAAAAUUAGCAAAAAUAGGCUAUGGUAUUAUAUACACAUAUGAUACAUGAUUUCAA
Messenger RNA from Episyrphus balteatus (marmalade hoverfly), 2936 nucleotides. RefSeq names its product nuclear transcription factor Y subunit beta (gene Nf-YB). NCBI's taxonomy places the organism in Eukaryota, Metazoa, Arthropoda, Insecta, Diptera, Syrphidae. The record is from RefSeq and is a predicted model, not a curated record. The transcript is spliced from 3 exons. Gene Ontology annotation, biological process: regulation of transcription by RNA polymerase II. Gene Ontology annotation, molecular function: RNA polymerase II cis-regulatory region sequence-specific DNA binding; protein heterodimerization activity; DNA-binding transcription activator activity, RNA polymerase II-specific. Gene Ontology annotation, cellular component: CCAAT-binding factor complex. The coding region runs from base 186 to 659 and encodes 157 amino acids.